Molecule: messenger RNA, 2517 nt
Organism: Venturia canescens
Lineage: Eukaryota; Metazoa; Arthropoda; Insecta; Hymenoptera; Ichneumonidae
Gene: Idh3g
Product: Isocitrate dehydrogenase (NAD(+)) 3 non-catalytic subunit gamma
Exons: 2
Coding region: 225-1385 (386 amino acids)
Biological process (GO): isocitrate metabolic process; tricarboxylic acid cycle
Cellular component (GO): mitochondrion
Source: RefSeq, a predicted model, not a curated record
UCUCCUCUUGUCUUCUGCUUCUUGUCAACGCGGGUGCGCAAAAGCGAGAACCUCUGGCAAGGUCUCUGGGUUAUCGUUGAAAAUAGACCCUGGCGAAAAAAUUCGUGUCUCUUGCGUCUUAAGUAACUGAUCGGAGGAAAAGAAAAAAAAAUUCAUUCAUUCAAGAGAAAUUAACCGUUCGUAGAGUUGCCUUAAAAACGAGUGUGAGGAAAACAGUUGCAAACAUGGCAGCGCGAUCGUUGAUCAGGUACGUUCAACCGAAGACGAUAACACCACAGAUUUAUCGAUGUGCCAGUGGUUUGUCGGCUUUUGAGAUUCAGCACAAGACACCACUUAUUAAGAAGGAAAUGCCUAUACCAAAGGCUCACUACGGAGGUCGACACACGGUAUCACUUUUGCCAGGUGCUGGUAUUGGUCCCGAAUUGAUGGGCUACGUUAAAGAGGUCUUCAAAUACGCGGGUGUACCAGUGGACUUCGAAGACAUCGACAUAGAUCCGAAUGCGCCAAACAACGAUGAUCUCGAUUAUGCGAUAACGUCGAUUCGUCGAAACGGAGUAGCACUGAAGGGAAACAUCGAGACGCGAAGUCGAGAGGCGGGUGUGUUAUCGCGCAAUGUUGCGAUGAGAAAUCAAUUGGAUCUUUACGUGAACGUACUACAUUGCGUGUCUUACGCGGGUGUGAGUUCCCGUCAGAACAACAUUGACAUUGUAAUAGUAAGGCAAAAUACAGAGGGUGAAUACGCGAUGUUGGAGCACGAGAGCGUAAACGGUGUGGUUGAGAGUAUGAAAAUAAUAACAAGAUCGAAUUCCGAGCGAGUAGCUCGUUACGCCUUCGAAUAUGCGAAACGCAAUGGCCGGAAGAAAGUAACGACCGUGCACAAGGCAAACAUAAUGAAAUUGUCGGACGGCCUUUUUCUCGAAACGGCGCGUCAAGUGGCCAAAGAAUAUCCUGACAUAGCGCACGGUGAUAUGAUCAUCGACAAUACCUGUAUGCAGCUCGUCUCGAAUCCUCAUCAAUUCGACGUUAUUUUAACGACGAAUCUCUACGGUGCUAUCGUCUCGAAUGUCGUAUGCGGUCUUCUGGGCGGCGCCGGACUUUUGGCCGGUAAAAAUUAUGGUGAUCAUUACACCAUUUUUGAGCCUGGUACUCGUAACACAGGAUCUAAAAUCGCGGGUAAGAAUAUCGCAAACCCGAUCGCUAUGCUGAACGCUGCAGUUGACAUGUUACGUCAUCUCGGCCACAAGCAUCACGCUACGAUCAUACAAAACGCCAUCAACAAGACCAUUAACGCGAGAAUACACACACCUGAUUUGUACGGUGGAUCUGCCACGAGCAGGGAAGUCGUUGACAGUAUUUUGAAGCACAUCAAGAGGGCGCAAGAAUGAAUCUGAAUUUUCCUUGUCCCAUUUCUGCAAUUAGAAAAUACGCGUUAUUAAAUUCGAUAUUUUUCAUGAAAUAUUCAACACUGUCCCGAUACUCACCCGGUUCAUCAUUUAGUCUAGGAAUAUUAAAUUUUCCAAAUAUCGCAUCUCCAUUCAUAAAGCGUUAUCGUAAUGAAAUUUCGUUGAUGCUUGAAUGCUUGUCUUCGAAAGAAUAUAAAACGAUUUACCAUUCAUUUUCCGGUCAACCUGAGGUAUUAGCUGUUACCUAAAAUACGUGCUUUAUGUUCACGAAAACUAAAAUUCAUACAAAUAAGAAUGAGGUCCCCCGUUCUCUCGAUUUACGAUGCUCUCACGAGACAAAACAAAAAUAGAUUAAUCGUGUUGAGAAACGAUAGUAAAUGUGACCCGAAAAAUUGUCGAAGAACAUCCCCUGUCCUCCCCUUAAAAUUGAAGUCGUAUAUGGUGAAAAAUCGACACUAAUGGACAGGAUAAUAAAGAUCGAAAUUUAUGAUAUUUGAAACCUUAGAACCAGCUGUUUUGAAGACAAUUGAGAACGCUCUCUAGUACUUAUGCAAUUGAAAAAACCAGUACAACUCGACAAAUGUUCAUACAUUUAUCUCUGUGGAAGUGUAUUUACAGCAAUGAAAAUCGAAAUUUAUACAAUCACAUAUUGCCAACUUUCAUGCUCCAGAGAGUAUUAUUGUUGCAAAAAACUGUUCGAAUUUAAAAAAUCGACGUAAAAAGCGAUAAUUCGUAGUCAUUUAAUCAGUAAACGAUCCUCUCUUAUUUAUCGAAUUCCAUGAAAAUAUCGAAUUUAGCAAAGCCCAUGUUAAAACUUCAACCUUCAACCGCACAAGAAGUUAAGAAAUAAAGAGAAAGCUUGUUCGGAUGCAUUAGUAAGGAGAUUGAUGAGCGAUUCUGCUAUUCUCAUGUACAAUACGAAAAUACAAAUCGAGCACACUGAAACGUCUAAUGAAUUCGACGCGUGCCUUGUAAAAAUGAUACAAUAAAUUUAAAUUUAGCCUAAGUAGAUAAAUCAUUUUAUUCAUUGUACACCGUAUUCGGAGUUACGAGAAUAAAUAUUGACGUAUUUAUUAUUAUACAAACAGAUAAUAAAACCAUUGAAUUGUGUCAA